AUUGUGUUGCGAGACGAAAUUCGAGCAAACUACGUUAGAUGGCACUGCUUCGAGGCAUUAUUUUGCGACGACUGAAAUAAUUUCUCUGCAGAUACAUCUUGCUUUAUAUUCCUUCGAUGAUGAUCAAGUGUUUCUAUCAUUAUGAUUGCUGUGCAAAGCACAUUAUCUAGCACUACAUCGAAGAUUAUUCAGAAGUAAUCUUGCCAAACUGUUUGUAUCAUUUUCAGCUUGAAUUGCUGAUGAUGUUUUAUUUGAAGGAUUUUUAUUAAUUUGUCUUCACUGUCGUUAAGUUCUUUUAUGUCACAAAAUAUUUCAGCAAAAUGGAAAUCAAAAGAAUAUCCACAAGUUUUACAGAAUUAGAUGGGAGAUUAUUAUAUUAUUCAAGGAAGUCUUUGGAAAAUAAUCUUCCUAAGUUUAAAAGGAAAAACAGCUAUUGUGUCUGUCGAUGGCAUGACAAAAUGGAACUUUGGUCCAGAAUAAGUGUUUGAACUGAACAAGACAGUAUUAUACAUGGAAACUCAUACAAUUGAAGAACUGAAGAGAGAACUAGAAUGGCAUGCACUCAUCAACCAAAAUAUUUCAUGCUUUUAAACAAGAAGAGGAACAUUCACAGCAUGAUACAAUAUUUUAACAAGAUCCAUGGCAAAAAACCAAAAUUCACAAGUUGCACUCAUUUAGAGGGAAAUGAGUUUUUCCCAAACAGCUUGUAUAAGUAUUACUUUUUACAAGAUGUGCAUCUCUCCACGUACUCCGUAUCAGACCUGCCCAAAAAGAGCUUAAAAUAAUUGAACAUGAAUGAGUCUGUUAUGAAAUCAGAGAAACAGGACAGGGUAAGAGAGCGACGUUUGUAUUUUAUCAUGUUGUGUAUCGGCAAGGUAAUAUAAACCAGAGGACAAUAGUGAUGUGCCUUAUUAUCCAUUGUGCGGGCGAUGAAUUCGGAGUAUAUAAUAGAGAACCUAGUGAAAGCAUUAUAAACAGACAUUAAACGUAACGAGGCAGGCAAUCGAUUACGACAUUAUGUCAUUUAAAAUGUGUGUUACCGUCAUCCCGUUCGUGUUAAGAGCUCUUUUGUUCGUCGAAGACGUGCAAGAAUGGAAUUUCGGUCCAGAAUAUGUAUUCGAACUGACAAAAUCCAUUAGGACAUACGUGACGGAUAAACAUUCUAUAGGUCAAAGAAUAACUGCUGUGGUGAAGUGUCGUCUAAAUGUAUUGUCUCAAAGUGACAAAAAUAUUCAUUUCUGUAAUGCAAGCGACAUCAUUGUGACAAAUAUGACGCAGAAAAAGAAUGGAAAUUGGGAAGAAAUGAUAGUUGACAGGCACUCUGCCACUCCCCAUAAACAAUCAAAAAAAAUACCGCACCAAUUAUUUAAAAUAGAUUUUAGCGAGAAUGGUGUACAGGAUUUUACAUUAAAAACGAAACAAAAGCAACGUUAUUAUAACAUCAUCGCAGAUAUCAUCGCAGAUAUCAUCGAUCUAUUCAGUUUGGACAUUGAUUUGAAUAUCGUAAGACGCAGAAUGAAAAAUUAUGAAAGCUUUUCUGACAGACCAUAUGUAAUCUUCUCUUUCACAAACCAUCAAGAAAACACGACAAGAGCUAUUGAAUGUAACACGUCAGGGACAGUUGAGUAUACACCAUUACAUCAACAUAAUGAAAACGAAACAUUUGGGGUCCAGAACAAUGAAAAAGAAACAAAUAAAACGAAAUUCGAUUUUCAACUCGCAUUGCUACCGAUAUGUUACGGAAAAGACAAGUAUCCCGCCAGUGAGACUUUGGUGAUAGACAAAAUUAGAAACGCAUGCACUCAUCAACGAACAAACCUCAGGUUUUUAAACAGCAAAUGGAAGCUUAUCAACGUGACCGAAUAUUCUAACAGAAUACAGAUCCACAACAAAAAACCGAAGUUCGCAAGUCAAACUCAUAUACAGGGGAAUGUUUUUCUCCCAAUGAGCACAACCAUAGUAUAUAAAUUUCAGGAAAAUGUGUCCCUCCAGCUAGUCCGUAUAAAAGCUGCACGGAUAAAGCUUAAUACAGCUGAAUAUGACUGGGACUAUUAUGAAAUCGAAGAAACAAAUGGAUAACAAAUGCAUAAUUAUACUGAAACACAAGAGAUUUUAAAAUCUGAGAGGGUUUAUAGGCAAACCAGAAUUUGACAUUAUACGGCUGUACAGCUUUGAUAAAUAAAACUGUAAAAACAUGCUAAGGAUA
This is a messenger RNA of Linepithema humile (Argentine ant), 2206 nucleotides long. NCBI's taxonomy places the organism in Eukaryota, Metazoa, Arthropoda, Insecta, Hymenoptera, Formicidae. The record is from RefSeq and is a predicted model, not a curated record.